Molecule: messenger RNA, 3781 nt
Organism: Drosophila pseudoobscura
Lineage: Eukaryota; Metazoa; Arthropoda; Insecta; Diptera; Drosophilidae
Gene: btl
Product: breathless
Exons: 3
Coding region: 480-3698 (1072 amino acids)
Biological process (GO): multicellular organism development; protein phosphorylation; positive regulation of kinase activity
Cellular component (GO): signaling receptor complex; plasma membrane
Molecular function (GO): ATP binding; transmembrane receptor protein tyrosine kinase activity
Source: RefSeq, a predicted model, not a curated record
UCUUUGGAAUAUUGUAAAGCAGAUAGAAAUCUCUUUGUGGAAUACCCUUAGCACAAACAAUGUGCACUAUGCGGGAGGAAGCGGGAGAGCGCGUGCGUGCGCGACCACCUCGAACAGGUAGCCGAGACCUCUUCCCUACCGCAAAGGAUCGUAGCAAACAUUGCCCAAGGUCUAUCGAUACGAGGUUUGGUACCGAUUGCCAUACUCAUUCGCUCGCGGAGAGCUCUCUGGGAAGGCCUCACCUUGUAUUAACACACUCUGACUCGGUGCGCCGCGCCGCGCCGCGCCGUCCGGGCAAAAGUUUCUCUUUCUGUGGCGGGCUCCUCCGCUCGAUCGUUACUUUCAGUUCUUCGAGCACAUUCAAGCAAAUCGGUUGGCUUCGGCUUCCUCUUACUCCCACUCGGACAACGAACCACGGACAACGGACAACGAGCCACGGAAUACGCUGCUGUUGAACUCAAGAGAACCCACUUGAGGCCAUGGCAAAACUGCUGAUCACGCUGAUGAUCAUUGGGAUCGGCUAUGCAGCGCCGCCGAAUGCCUGCGAUCUCAGCCAGCAUCGCUGCCUCAUCGAUGUUACCGCGGAGGGGGGCGGCACAAAGCUGUGGCAUGUGCCCUCCGAUGUCGACAUAACCCUGCAGUGCUUCCGUCAGCAGGCCAGAUGGUUCUUUCAGGACAGGCCCCUGUACAACGGCACCUUCCUGCGACUGGAGCGGGUCCAGUCCAGACAUUCGGGGAGCUACGGCUGUGUAGACAGCCUGAAUCGGUGGCUGAAUGUCACUUUGAAAAUUGGCUCCCCCAAGGAGCAGGCUGACAACGACAUUGCCAGCUUCGCCAAGGUGGAUCCACAUCCGACACCCCAGCAAAUUCCCAGCGGCAGCUCGGACACGGAUCUCUUUUUCCAACCACUGAAUGUGAGCCUUAGCCUUCCACAAAUGGCCCAGAGAUUGCCCGAUUCCGUCCAGCGCACGGCGGGCGGCCUCUUCCAGUUAAGCUGCAGCCCCUUGAAGCUGGAUGCCGUGGGAGUGAACAUAUCCUGGCUGCACAACGACACGCAGGUGCUUGGCGGUCGGGGCCGCAUCAAGCUCAAGAGAUGGUCCCUGACUGUGGGUCUGCUGCAGCCCGAGGAUGCCGGCACCUAUCGCUGCCAGCUGUGCUCCGUCCAGGGCUGUACCGGCAGCAAUCCCACCCAGCUGGAGGUGACGAGUCGCAUCCACACGGCCCCAGUCCUGCGACCGGGCUAUCCCCGGAAUGUCAGCACCGCCCUGAGCGACACGGUCAACUUCCAGUGCCCGCUGGAGGACUCCCAGCUGCAGCCGCAAAUCAAGUGGCUCCACCAGGAGAUCGGUGGCAGCAUACAGCUGUUGGUGGAGCGCCUUAAGGAGCAGUCGCAGGAUCUGCCGCCGGAUGUGCAGCAAUUGCCCACCAUCAAGGACGAGCCGGAGGUGCUGCGCCUGGGGCAUGUCCAGUUUGAGGAUGCCGGCUGGUACAUCUGCAUCGCCGAGAACCAAGUUGGACGCACUGUGGGUGCGGCCUAUCUGGAACUGCACACCGCCCUGAGCACUAGCACGAUGCGGGUGGACACCACAGCGAGCACCACCACCACAACGUCCCUGCGCGCCAACACCCUGGACACAGAUGAUGAGGCGGAUGAUGCUGCCGGUGAUGCGACAGCCGGGGAGCGUCCGCCGGUGUUCAAGAAGCAGCUAGAGCGCCUGCAGCACUCGGUGGCCGGCAAGACGAUCACCCUCUCCUGUCCAGUGGCCGGAAAUGCCAGCAUCACCUGGACUCGGGACAGCAAGCCCCUAAAGCGGCGCGAAGGCAGCUAUGUCCUGAAGAAGUGGAAGCUGCUUAUCGACGAUGCCACCUCCGACGACUCGGGGAUCUACACUUGCCAGGUGUGCAACGGCCGCGGCUGCAUCAAGUUCGAUUUCAGUGUCGAGAUCAACGAUCGCUUCCGCGCCCCUCCGAUCAUCAUGGUGCCCCAGAACCAGACAGUGCAGGUGAAUGGGAGCGUGACUAUGGAGUGCUCGGUACUGUCCGAUCUGAACCCCACCGUUCGAUGGAUCCGAGUAGUGCCCAGGAAUCGAUCGGAGGCGGGCAGUCGCGUGGAGUCGGCGACGGCUGCGUCGGAAGAUGCGGACGUUGUGCAGAUCCCAUUGAACACCACACUGGACCAGGAGCAUAUCCUGCAGCUGAACAAUGUCACCCACGAUCAUGAGGGAUGGUACACCUGUACCUCCUCCACUACGCUGGGGACCAGCAACUCCAGCGUGUAUCUGCGCGUGGUGGACUAUUCGCCGCACAUGAAGGUGUACGCCCUGCUGCACAGCCAUCCCUUGGGCUUCACUGUGGCCGCCGUCAUGAUCGUGGCCUUGUUCCUGCUAGGCAGCGCCUUCAUCGUGUACAUGCUGCGCCGCCUGAGGCGCGAGAAGCUGCUGAAGCAUCGCAUCGAGACGGUGCAUCAGUGGACCAAAAAGGUUAUUAUCUAUCGGCCGGCCAGCGCGGAGGGCAGCUCCUGUUCCGCUGGCGAUCUUCAGAUGCCGGUGAUCAAGAUCGAGAAGCAGAGAACCACCUUCUCCACAACCGGUCCGGGCAGUGCCGAUUCCUCGCAGGGCUUCAACGAGUACGAGUUCCCGCUGGACUCCAACUGGGAGAUUCCCAGGCAACAAUUGUCGUUGGGCUCCAUACUGGGCGAGGGCGCCUUCGGCCGGGUGGUGAUGGCCGAGGCCGAGGGCCUGCCACGUAGCCCCAACAUGGCCGAGACCAUCGUGGCCGUCAAGAUGGUAAAGGAGGAGCACACGGACGCGGACAUGGCCAGCCUGGUGCGGGAAAUGGAGGUCAUGAAGAUGAUUGGCAAGCACAUCAACAUUAUUAAUCUGCUCGGCUGCUGCAGCCAGGGAGGGCCCCUCUGGGUCAUCGUCGAGUUCGCGCCCCACGGCAAUCUCAAGGAUUUCCUCAAGCAGAAUCGGCCGGGAGCACCGCAGCGGCGCAGCGACAGCGAUGGGUAUCUGGAUGACAAGCCACUGAUGCCGCAGCAGCAUCUGGGGGAGAAGGAGCUGACCAAGUUCGCCUUUCAAAUCGCCCGCGGCAUGGAGUAUCUGGCCUCGCGACGGUGCAUUCAUCGCGAUCUGGCAGCCCGAAAUGUGCUCGUCAGCGAUGGCUAUGUAAUGAAGAUAGCCGACUUUGGCCUGGCCAGAGACAUUCAGGACACAGACUACUACAGGAAGAACACCAACGGACGACUGCCCAUCAAGUGGAUGGCUCCCGAGUCGCUGCAGGAAAAGAAGUACGACUCACAGAGCGAUGUGUGGAGCUAUGGUGUGCUGCUGUGGGAGAUCAUGACCUACGGAGAGCAGCCCUAUCCGCAAAUCAUGUCCGCCGAGGAGCUUUACAGCUAUCUGAUCACGGGGCAGCGCAUGGAGAAGCCGUCCAAGUGCUCGCUCAACAUCUACGUGGUGAUGCGGCAGUGCUGGCACUUUGAGUCGUGUGCCAGGCCCACGUUCUCGGAGCUGGUGGAGAGCUUCGAUGGAAUACUGCAGCAGGCGAGCAGCAAUCCCAACGAUGCUUACCUGGAUGUAUCCAUGUCCAUGCUGGAGACACCGCCCUCGUCAGGGGAUGAGGACGAUAGCUCUGAAACAGAAACAUUCCGAGAGACUUUACCGCUUAGAUAUCAAUAUACGUAUAAGUUUAACUAGAACUAGAACUAGAACUAGAAAUACUCGUAGGCACAACCGCAACCAAGAACUUCCAGCGAGUUAAUAAAAUCCCAUCGAUAUUA